CGCCCCGCUGAACGGAAGUUGGCUCUCCAAGAUGUCUGCGCCCGAAGAGCACGCGUUCGCUGAAGAAGAGGAGCAAGAAGAUAUGGACGAAGCGGGCAGCGACGAGGAGGAAGUGGACGAAGAAGACAUGCAGGAGGAAGGAGAGGCGGAGAAAAAGGUGUACGUCCCCGGGAUCGAGCCGCUUCAACCCGGGGAGAGGCUGGAGAUGGACCGCUCCGCGUACCGCAUGUACCACGAGUGUCAAACAGGUGCGCCUUGUUUGAGCUUUGACGUGCUGAAGGAUGGAGAUGGGGACGGCAGGCAGCAGUUCCCUCUGUCCAUGCUGCUGUGCGCCGGCACGCAGGCGGAUACAGCCCUGAAGAACAGACUUCUGGUGAUGCGCAUGCACAACCUCCACGAAACGGAGAAAGACAACGAGGAGGAGAAGGAGAGCAGCGACGAGGAGAGCGACGAAGAGGAGGAAGAUGAAGACAAGAAGCCUCAGCUGGAGCUCGCCAUGAUGCCUCACUAUGGCGGGAUCAACAGAGUUCGAGUGACCCAGUUCGGACAGCAUGCGCUGGCUGCUGUGUGGUCCGAGAAGGACCAGGUGGAAAUAUUCGACCUUCGACCUCAGCUGGAGGCCGUCCACAGUUCGGCUGCCAUGGCUGCUUUCGUCCAGCAGCAGAAGGAAGCUGCGGCUCUUUUCAGUUUCUCAGGACACAUGAGCGAAGGCUUCGCCAUAGACUGGUCCCCUAAAGUUCCUGGUCGUCUCGUCAGCGGCGACUGCAAAAAGAACAUCCACGUUUGGGAGCCGCGUGAGGGCGGGGCUUCUUGGAAGAUUGACCAGCGACCCUUCAGCUCCCACAGCAAGUCCGUGGAGGAUCUGCAGUGGUCGCCCACUGAAGCCACGGUUUUUGCAUCUUGCUCUGUGGAUCAGUCCAUCCGUAUCUGGGAUAUCCGUGCCCCGCCCAACUCGAUGCUCUCAGCCGAUGAGGCUCACUCGUCAGACGUCAACGUGAUCAGCUGGAACCGGAGCGAACCAUUCCUGCUGUCCGGGGGGGACGACGGGCUUCUGAAAGUGUGGGACCUGCGACAGUUUAAGACUGGACGUCCGGUGGCAAACUUCAAGCAGCACGGCGGUCCCAUCACAUCCGUGGAGUGGAGCCCCGCGGACUCCAGCGUGUUCGCUGCGUCCGGAGCCGACGACGUCAUCAGCCAGUGGGAUCUCUCCGUGGAGUCGUCCGACGUGGGUGCCAGGGUGGAGGGGGUGAAGGACCUGCCACCCCAGCUGCUGUUCCUGCACCAGGGUCAGUCGGAGAUCAAAGAAAUCCACUGGCACCCGCAAAUACCCGGCGCCAUGAUCUCCACGGCCCUGUCAGGGUUCAACGUGUUCAGGACUAUAUCUGUGUAGCG
Molecule: messenger RNA, 1392 nt
Organism: Nematolebias whitei (Rio pearlfish)
Lineage: Eukaryota; Metazoa; Chordata; Actinopteri; Cyprinodontiformes; Rivulidae
Gene: grwd1
Product: glutamate-rich WD repeat containing 1
Exons: 7
Coding region: 32-1390 (452 amino acids)
Molecular function (GO): protein binding
Source: RefSeq, a predicted model, not a curated record